Messenger RNA from Oncorhynchus mykiss (rainbow trout), 6413 nucleotides. Its product is annotated as ephrin-A5. The record is from RefSeq and is a predicted model, not a curated record. NCBI's taxonomy places the organism in Eukaryota, Metazoa, Chordata, Actinopteri, Salmoniformes, Salmonidae. Gene Ontology annotation, biological process: regulation of cell-cell adhesion; regulation of actin cytoskeleton organization; axon guidance. Gene Ontology annotation, cellular component: external side of plasma membrane; plasma membrane. Gene Ontology annotation, molecular function: ephrin receptor binding.
GCGCUGGCACAGUGGGGGAUCAUGCAUGACCGAGCGAGCGCUGCUCUGACAUGGGUUGAUUUCUUCAUGCUGAACUACACGACUUUCCACCGCUCCUGCUUAUAUUUGCCUCGUUUCAAGCGACACUUAGAAGUAUUUGUGUCCAUGCUAAGGAUUUUAUGAACUCGUUUUUUGCCACGGCACAUUUGAACGACUCCGGUUCAAGGAAAGAGCUGCUCCUAGUUCUUCAGCGGUUCUUCAGCCGUGACAAUACAGCGACAGCGCCGACGACACGGACACACAUCCGCGCGAGUAAAGGAAGAUUUGGCACUGUCUGUAGCCGGCUGGUUCUGUGGAGUUAAUUAUUAUUCAAAUGUUAUAGAAACAUUUCAGAGCAUAUUUAUGCAUGGACCACGCUCUUAUUAACUUGAAAAUCAACAAUUCAACGCUGCGUAGGCCUAUAGUUACAGAAACUAUUGGUGCCCAAAGAAGAGUUGAUCCGAGAGAAUAAUUAUUCAUUUGUGUAGGCUGUGGUAGACCGACUACAGGAGAAAACUAUUAUAAAGCUAAAAUUCAUGUUUAUAAUAUCUGUGACAUCCCACAUCUUCUGCGGUCGAAGAGGAUGCUCUUGUUGCUAUGAAUACACGACAAAAACAAUGACUGAAAUAUUGUCUUUUAAACGGAUCCUCAACUAAUUAAUAAUCAAGACAUUUACCCACCAAUUGCAAUAAUUUUUAUUCCACAAACUGGCAUUGCUUUUUUUUUACUGAAUGAAAAAACAACUUUUUUUUUUACAAAUGUCAAUUCAAGCCUCAGCACAAUAACUGCCUCGUGAAAUAAUCCAAUCAAUGCGUUAUACUCGAGCAGUCAACUAAGACAUAAGGCAAUUAUAAUUUAAAAGCCUUCAGAUGUGAAUCUAAUUUCACUCUGUUCAUUUGAAGAAUUCUACCGCGCCAGACGCUGCAUCGAGAGGGACCUUGACGUGUCCAAGUUCGGGAGCCAUGCCGCAGAUGGAAAUGAUCCUAUGCGUUUCGCUGGUGUUAUGGACGUGUGUCUACGGCCAAGAGCCGGCCUCCAAGGUGGUGUCCGACCGCUAUGCGGUCUACUGGAACCGGACCAACCCCAGGUUCUACCGGGGUGACUACCACAUCGACGUGUGUAUAAACGACUACCUGGACGUCUUCUGUCCCCACUACCUGGACUCUGUCCCAGAGGAGCGGACAGAGCACUACGUCCUCUACAUGGUCAACUACGACGGCUACAGCUCCUGUGACCACACGGCCAAGGGCUUCAAACGCUGGGAGUGUAACAGGCCCCACUCCCCAAACGGACCCCUGAAGUUCUCCGAGAAGUUUCAGCUCUUCACCCCCUUCUCUCUGGGCUUCGAGUUCCGCCCUGGCAGAGAGUACUACUACAUCUCAUCCACCAUUGCUGACAAUGGAAGGAGAAGUUGCCUACGACUGAAGGUGUUCGUCAGACCAGCAAGUAAAUACAAUUGUGUGAAAACUGUCAGUGUUCACGAUCGGGUCUUUGACGUCAAUGAGAGAGUGGACAAUUCCCUAGAACCAAGAGAUGACACCAGCCACGAGUCAGCUGAGCCAUCCCGAGGUGACGUCAACUCCGUGGGCCGGGUUCAGACCGCCGGCCUGCUGGUGACCUCCUCCCUGCUUCUCCUGGCGGCCAUCUUGUCUUCAUAGCGCCCAGCCUGAGGGUUUUAGACAGAGCGGAGUGGACCGCCCUGACUGGACCACAGGCCCCCCACAACCCCCAAGGAGCACUUUUUAACAGACAGUCUCUCUCAGUGCAAGGGAGAGGAGAGACUUAUAAGUGGAAGUCCUUUUUAUAAACAUUGCUUUGGGGAGUUAAGAUGCCAAAAGCCUUUUUGUCAUUUUACUUUCCUGUGAAUUUUGAUAUUUGAAGGCCAUGGUAUGCCGUUGAAUUUGCUCUCCCCACACCCUCUCACACACUAACACACACACAUUCUCUCUCUCUCUCUCUCUCUCUCUCUCUCUCUCUCUCUCUCUCUCUCUCUCUCUCUCUCUCUCUCUCUCUCUCUCCCCCCCCCCCUCUGUUGCCACACCAAACAUUUUGCAAGAUUAAACUACGGAACAAAAACAUUUUCCAAACCCCCAAAUGACUUUGAUUGAGAAUAUGAUGAAGUCUUGUGGCAAAUGACAAUUGAUCGUUUGAAGAAGGCUCGUGACUGAUCAGAUCAGCCAAUGGCAAUGAGGCCAAGGUAUACUGGCCAAUAAAAUGAGGACAAGGCAUGCUGGCCAAUCAACGGUGAAACAAGGAUCCAAAGCCAUGGUUGUAGCUUGGAGAAAUCCUGUUGCCAAGCGGAGGGUUGUCUGUUGUUUUCUUUCCUUUGAAGAGUCCUUUAGAAGUUCCUCUCAGGUGAUGGGGGUUGGAUUCAAUGACUCAGAGACUGGGAGAGGAUGUUUGAGAUUAACCGGAAAAAAUAAGCCCCCAUGUUUAGUACUUUCUGUCCUUUUAGGGGAAUUAGUGAUUGAUUAAUGUAUUUUUGAAAUAAAUCACAUAAUUCAAGUUUAGCAGCCAACACGGGUGUAUAUUUGCGAGGAGCGUGGGAGCUGAUAUGGUAUUUUGUCAGGCAAAUGUAUUUUCCUAUUUAUUCUUGAGUCCUCGUGCUCUGUCCCUUUUCUGAUUACUGUCCUGGUUCUGUCACUGUAACUACAGCAGAGAGAAGCCCAAAACAUCCCACCACUAAAAAGCAUCAGUCUCUCUUUUUGUUUAAGACAGGUAUUUCAUUACUCGUACACAUUAAAUAUCUGGGCUUGGACUCAAAAUGUAAUUGAAUUGGAUUGUUUUUAUCCAGCUGAGUUCAGGGAAGAGGACAGAGAGUCGCUUGUUGUAUCAGGGUGUAGGAAUGUGAGUUAUAACUGUGAUCUUCUCUGUAACAGUAAACACAAACGAUAUGCGUGCUAACAAGUCAGCCCAUAUUACAAUCCACUACUUCAUUUGGAAACAUUGUCAUAACCUUUACCAAACUACAUUUACGUUUAUAAACACAAGGUACAGGGAUGACCCCAUUCUGUAGCUAACACGAUUAGUUUCAAUUAUGUUUUUAGUAGUAUUCUUGGGUUCUUCCAGGCAAACAGCACACACUUGCAUUGAUAUUGAUAUUGAUAGGUUAGCGACCAUGCAGUGAUGAUCCGCCCACACGUCCCCGCAGUUCUCCUAACUUUGCAGGAAGGUUGUGGUAACAUUGUGGACAUAAGGUUCCUCUAUAGCAGCUGCAGCUCUGGUAUGAUUUAGCCGUGUCUUUGAUGUCGUGUGGAGCAGCGUCCUUGCAGACCACAUGCUGGGUGGCCAUGCGUUGGUUAUUUCUGGAAUGGAAAAAGAAAAGACCACCAGGAGAGAGAGGGAGAGAGGUGUCCUGUUCAGUCUCUGGAUAGGUUCACUAGCAGGGGCGAGAGAGGUGUCCUGUUCAGUCUCAGGAUAGGUUCACUAGCAGGGGCGAGAGAGGUGUCCUGUUCAGUCUCAGGAUAGGUUCACUAGCAGGGGCGAGAGAGGUGUCCUGUUCAGUCUCAGGAUAGGUUCACUAGCAGGGGCGAGAGAGGUGUCCUGUUCAGUCUCUGGAUAGGUUCCCUAGCAGGGGCGAGAGACGUAUCCUGUUCAGUCUCUGGAUAGGUUCACUAGCAGGGGCGAGAGAGGUGUCCUGUUCAGUCUCAGGAUAGGUUCACUAGCAGGGGCGAGAGAGGUGUCCUGUUCAGUCUCUGGAUAGGUUCCCUAGCAGGGGCGAGAGACGUAUCCUGUUCAGUCUCUGGAUAGGUUCACUAGCAGGGGCGAGAGAGGUGUCCUGUUCAGUCUCUGGAUAGGUUCACUAGCAGGGGCGAGAGAGGUGUCCUGUUCAGCCUCAGGAUAGGUUCACAUCAGGGGCGAGAGAGGUGUCCUGUUCAGUCUCUGGAUAGGUUCACUAGCAGGGGCGAGAGAGUUGUCCUGUUCAGUCUCUGGAUAGGUUCACUAGCAGGGGCGAGAGAGGUGUCCUGUUCAGCCUCAGGAUAGGUUCACUACCAGGGGCGAGAGAGGUGUCCUGUUCAGUCUCUGGAUAGGUUCACUAGCAGGGGCGAGAGAGGUGUCCUGUUCAGUCUCUGGAUAGGUUCACUAGCAGGGGCGAGAGAGGUGUCCUGUUCAGUCUCUGGAUAGGUUCACUAGCAGGGGCGAGAGAGGUGUCCUGUUCAGUCUCUGGAUAGGUUCACUAGCAGGGGCGAGAGAGGUGUCAUGUUCAGCCUCAGGAUAGGUUCACUAGCAGGGGCGAGAGAGGUGUCCUGUUCAGUCUCUGGAUAGGUUCACUAGCAGGGGCGAGAGAGGUGUCCUGUUCAGUCUCUGGAUAGGUUUACUAGCAGGGGCGAGAGAGGUGUCCUGUUCAGUCUCAGGAUAGGUUCACUAGCAGGGGUGAGAGAGGUGUCCUGUUCAGUCUCUGGAUAGGUUUACUAGCAGGGGCGAGAGAGGUGUCCUGUUCAGUCUCAGGAUAGGUUCACUAGCAGGGGUGAGAGAGGUGUCCUGUUCAGUCUCAGGAUAGGUUCACUAGCAGAGGUGAGAGAGGUGUCCUGUUCAGUCUCAGGAUAGGUUCACUAGCAGGGGCGAGAGAGGUGUCCUGUUCAGUCUUUGGAUAGGUUCACUAGCAGGGGCGAGAGAGGUGUCCUGUUCAGUCUUUGGAUAGGUUCACUAGCAGGGACGAGAGAGGUGUCCUGUUCAGUCUCAGGAUAGGUUCACUAGCAGAGGUGAGAGAGGUGUCCUGUUCAGUCUCAGGAUAGGUUCACUAGCAGGGGCGAGAGAGGUGUCCUGUUCAGUCUCAGGAUAGGUUCACUAGCAGGGGCGAGAGAGGUGUCCUGUUCAGUCUUUGGAUAGGUUCACUAGCAGGGACGAGAGAGGUGUCCUGUUCAGCCUCAGGAUAGGUUCACUAGCAGGGGCGAGAGAGGUGUCCUGUUCAGCCCAGAGGACCGGAGUGAGUGAUGAGGUGAGAGAGAGGCCCCAGCUGAGAUCAAUAGAAUUCGGCUUCUCAAACCCAGGAACACUCAGUAAAUAUUUUCCUCAGUCCCUUCACUUACUUAUACACAGUCUAUUUAGUGUACUGACACUCACUCACCUCCUUUGUAAAGGGUUGAAUGGACUAUCAGUGAGAAAUACAUUUAGUUUGACCAAAUCUGUAGAUAGGAAAAGUACAAAUUCAUUGUCACCGACAUUCACUUCGGGCAACAUUGGGAAAUACGGAUCACCUUGUCUUAUGGGUACUGUGUAUCCAGCCAUAGUCUAAUAGAACGUACAGUGUUAGAGCAGUGAUUCUCACACUUCUUUGAAGGGCAACCAGAUUUAAGGGAGACAUUGUUAAUGUUGUUAGUGAGAAAAAUGUAAAUGUUUGAUAUUUAAAAAAAACGGUUGAUUUCAUUUCUAAAUGUCUUUUUGUAUGAGAAACAUGAUCAAUGUUACAGUCUAUAUCUGUCAAUUCUGAAUCCACCGUGCAGUUAGCAUUAUGUGUAAGCGUCUCAAAUAUCAGCUGUGCAGUGUGUGUGUGUGUGUGUGUGUGUGUGUGUGUGUGUGUGUGUGUGUGUGUGUGCGUGCGUGCGUGUGUGUGUGUGUGGAGGUUGAAGUUAAGGUCUCUGCUAUUGGAAGUGCACUAUAUCCAUCCAUGCCCAUUCCAAGAACCAGACCACACUCCUAUCGCUCUCCCCUUUUGACCAGACCUUUACUUAGUAGUAUUUUCAUCUGGAAUGUGGUUUAGGUGCCUGAUGUUUUGAGUUCUUGUACCUGCUUAGUUUGUCUGUGGUCUCUCCAAUGGUUUCAGAUGAAGCUUCAGUAGUCAGUAGCACCAUGUUGUUGUACCUGAAUUCAGGAGAUGGAAUGUCCAUUUUUUUGUAAAGCUUGUUGAGUGCUGGUUUUCUGUGCAUAUCACAAUGUCCUAAAUCAGUUAACUGUAAUUUUCUAUUCAACCGUUGAUGUAGAGUAUUAGAUGCAGUUUUGUUACAGGGUGAACAGUGAGUCUGAUUAGAGGAGCUCUUCACCUGAAUUUGGUACCUGUUACUGUAGCCAUUUAGCCUGAACCUAAUGUCACUGUGCCCUCCUAUGUACCCUGUCCUACUGUAUGUAUCUGUCCCCUGUCCUCUGUCCCUGUCUUCUGUACUCUGUCCAUGUCCCCUGUCCCUGGCCUCUGUCCAUGUCCACUGUCCCCUGGCCUUUGUACAUGUCCACUUUCCCCUGGCCUCUGUCCCUGUCCUCUUGUCCCAGACCUAUUGUCCUCACCUCCCCAGACUGUUGUAACUCUUCCCUCUCUUCCUGGUCUAACUCGCUUUACCAGAUUUUUCUGCAAAUGUAUUUCAUACGAAGGCCAUUAUUUGUAAAUACACGUGUUGGAGCAGCUAUGACUAACUACAACAAAAAAAUGAUUUAAUAAAAGUUGUUUGUCAUUGUCUCUCAAA